ACCAAAGAGGGUGGAAAGUGUCUGUGCAUAGGGUGAAAGAUAGAGUUCGAUUAUUUAGAUUAGUAGAAUGAUGAACAUGGAUGAUGUUGUGAUCCAUGUUCAAGGAAUGCUGGAGAGAGCAAACCCACCGGUAACUGAAGAGUGCUGCAUCUACAGAGUACCCUUACUGAUUCGCCAACUCAACGAAGAAGCUUACACCCCAAAGGUUAUUUCCAUAGGCCCUUAUCACCAUAAGAAUUCCCUUCUUCAGAACAUGGAAAGACACAAACUAACCUAUUGCAACUCAUUUCUUAAACGAACCAACACAAGUAUGGCAAGCUGGAUCCACUACAUAGCUGGUAAGGAGCUCCAAAUUCGUCAAUGCUAUUCAGACGCACUUGAGUUCAGCCCCAAGGAACUGGUAGAGAUAAUCUGUGUGGAUUCUGGAUUUAUACUUGAACACUUUUGGACAGCUCACUAUAAGACAUUAUACGAUAAGUAUCUUUCAACACCAUGGUUUGGAAUUAUGAUAUUCUAUGAUUUGGUGUUGCUUGAAAACCAACUUCCUUUUUUUGUUCUUAAUGAUCUCUUCAAUCUGUCCACUGUUGAUGGUGAUAGUGACACCCCUUCAUUCAUCCAACUUACAUUUGAAUACUUUGACUUUUUCAAUAGAUUAGAUUUGUCUCCUGAUAAUCUUAACACCACAUGUCAUCACUUCACGGAUCUAAUACGAACUUUUCACUUAUGUGGAAGAAAUAAAACUACUAGGAGUAGCCAAUGGCCGCAUAUUCCUAGUGCUACUAAGUUGUCAGGAGCAGGAAUAAGGUUGGGAAGCAGCGAAAGUAAGUGCUUUCUAAACUUGAGUUUCUCAAAAAAGGUUCUUAAAAUACCAAACUUGAGAGUGGACGAUGGUACUGAACUUUUGUUUCGCAAUAUGGUUGCUUUGGAGCAGUUUCACUAUCCUGACUAUGCCUACAUAGCAGAGUAUGCUCUUGUUCUGCAAUAUCUAGUAAACACAGGUAAGGAUGUGGAUAUACUGGUUAAAGCAGGAAUAAUGAAGAACUUAUUAGGAGAUAGUGAUUCUGCUGCUGAAAGAACUAAACGUCUUUGCAGAAAUACUGUUCUCAAAGAUUUCAGUUCUGAUUACGUCACUCUAUGGCAGGAAUUGGAUGCUUCAUAUAAAAGUCGUCGUCUUAAGUUGAAGUCAACUCUUAGACGUGAUUACUGUAAAGGUCCUUGGCAAACCGCUGCUACCGCUGCUGCUAUUGUUGUUCUUAUUCUUUCUUUUGUUCAAACAAUUUGUUCUAUCUGGCAGAUAAAACAGUCUUAGAAUGUCUCACCUUCUUCCGACUAUCAUCAGUCUC
Messenger RNA from Vigna radiata var. radiata (mung bean), 1343 nucleotides. RefSeq names its product UPF0481 protein At3g47200-like. The transcript has a single exon. The record is from RefSeq and is a predicted model, not a curated record. NCBI's taxonomy places the organism in Eukaryota, Viridiplantae, Streptophyta, Magnoliopsida, Fabales, Fabaceae. Bases 68 to 1309 code for a protein of 413 amino acids.